This is a messenger RNA of Vicia faba (fava bean), 453 nucleotides long. NCBI's taxonomy places the organism in Eukaryota, Viridiplantae, Streptophyta, Magnoliopsida, Fabales, Fabaceae. The record is from the annotation of a GenBank genome assembly.
AUGGCACAUAUCCUCAGUGAAGAACAAAUCGUUGAUUUCAAAGAAGCCUUUGGUUUGUUUGACAAAGAUGGAGAUGGUUGCAUUACUGUGGAAGAAUUGGCCACUGUUAUUAGGUCAUUGGAUCAGAAUCCCACUGAGGAAGAGCUACAAGAUAUGAUAAGUGAAGUUGAUGCAGAUGGCAAUGGAACCAUUGAAUUUGAUGAGUUUUUGAACUUGAUGGCUAGGAAAAUGAAAGACACUGAUGCUGAAGAGGAGCUAAGAGAGGCUUUCAAGGUUUUUGACAAAGAUCAAAAUGGCUAUAUUUCUGCCAGUGAGUUGAGACAUGUAAUGAUGAAUCUUGGUGAAAAAUUAAGUGAUGAGGAGGUGAAGCAGAUGAUUAAAGAAGCAGAUAUGGAUGGUGAUGGCCAGGUUGACUAUGAUGAAUUUGUCAAGAUGAUGAUGACCGUUAGAUGA